Molecule: messenger RNA, 868 nt
Organism: Manduca sexta (tobacco hornworm)
Lineage: Eukaryota; Metazoa; Arthropoda; Insecta; Lepidoptera; Sphingidae
Product: cGMP-dependent 3',5'-cyclic phosphodiesterase-like
Exons: 5
Coding region: 69-800 (243 amino acids)
Biological process (GO): regulation of mitochondrion organization; cGMP catabolic process; negative regulation of receptor guanylyl cyclase signaling pathway
Cellular component (GO): mitochondrial matrix; mitochondrial outer membrane; mitochondrial inner membrane
Molecular function (GO): 3',5'-cyclic-GMP phosphodiesterase activity; 3',5'-cyclic-AMP phosphodiesterase activity; 3',5'-cGMP-stimulated cyclic-nucleotide phosphodiesterase activity
Source: RefSeq, a predicted model, not a curated record
AUCUCCACUUACCUCAUUUACUGCUUACCUAAGUGGCUUUUCAUAAAUUCUAUUGAAUUACCUUCGUGAUGAGCCGACUAUUUUCAUUUCAUUUCGCGUCAGAAACGACCCUAGCCGCGUUAUACUCCAGUGAAGGCAGUGUAAUGGAGCGUCAUCACCUCGCGCAAGCUAUGUGCAUUCUUAACACGGAGGGGUGCGACAUUCUGGAGGCAUUGCCGCGGAGGGAAUAUGAUCGGGCCAUCAUGCUCCUCAGGGAUUACAUUCUGGCUUCCGAUCUGGCUAAUUAUUUCAAGAACCUGAACGAGUUUAAAUCAAUAUCUCAAGAUUACCAGAAAGGCAAUCGGAUGCAUAGCGCGUGUCUUCAGGCGCUGCUCAUGAACGCCGCAGACCUCAGCGAUCAGCUCAAAGACUGGAACAGCGUCAAGAAGACCGCGGCUGCAGUAUUAACGGAGUUCUUCAAGCAAGGCGACGUGGAGAAGAGUCGCGGGGACCUUCCACCUCUCAUGAUGGACCGGGACAAGUGCUUCAUACCAGAACUCGAAAUCCAGUUCCUGCAGAUGACCUGCGUGCCGCUUUUUGAUAAUUUGGGAAGGAUAAUUCCAAAGGCAACGGCGUGUGUGAAGAUCAUAGAGAAUCACAUCGAGAGAUGGGACGCUGCUAAGCCAGUUUUUGCGGAAGUGCCGGCGACUGCAGGGCUAGCCGUUUUACUGAGUCCAGAGUUAGAUAACCUCAUAGAGUUAAACCUCAAGGAGAAAGAACGUUUGCGAGUAGAGGGAGAAGUUGGCGAGGAAGCAACUUAGAAUAUAAUAAUGAAGUUAGUAAACAAUUAUUUAAAUUUCGAAAAGUGUUAAAUUAUGUUUAAAUUUGU